Messenger RNA from Aspergillus viridinutans, 1965 nucleotides. RefSeq names its product IlvD/Edd family dehydratase. The transcript is spliced from 3 exons. The record is from RefSeq and is a predicted model, not a curated record. Gene Ontology annotation, molecular function: hydro-lyase activity. Lineage: Eukaryota; Fungi; Ascomycota; Eurotiomycetes; Eurotiales; Aspergillaceae. Bases 1 to 1965 code for a protein of 654 amino acids.
AUGCCGUGCAACACGCAGGCCUCGGCCUCAUGCGAAGGCUGCUCCUGCGAUGCCGGUGCGAAUCGCGCGCCGGUGAACAUCGAAGACUGCGAGGCCGAACUGCUUGCGCUCCGGAGGCGCACGCUUGAGCUGGAGAAGUCGUUGGCGUCCAUGACGACUGGCGCCGCGAAGGUGUCCAGAGCUGGCCGGAAGCUGCGGUCCUCCAGAUGGUUCAAUUGCGAGAGCGACCCCGGCAUGAUGGCGCUCUAUAUCGAGCGGUAUCUGAACUACGGGAUGACCAAGGAGGAGCUCAUGUCGGGGAAGCCGAUUAUCGGGAUCGCGCAGUCCGGCUCGGAUUUGGCGCCGUGUAAUCGCCAUCAUCUCGAGCUGGUGAAGCGGGUACGCGAAGGCAUCAGCACAGCUGGCGGGAUUCCCUUUGAGUUUCCUACGCAUCCGAUACAGGAGAGCUCCAGGCGGCCGACUGCGGCUAUCGAUCGGAAUCUGUCGUACCUUGGCUUGGUUGAGAUUCUCCAUGGGUAUUUCCUGGAUGGGGUCGUGCUGCUCACUGGCUGCGAUAAGACGACGCCGGCUGCUCUAAUGGCUGCUGCUACGGUUAACAUUCCCGCGAUAUGUCUCAAUGUCGGCCCCAUGCUCAAUGGUUAUAUGAAGAACGAGCUCGCCGGCUCAGGUAUGGUGGUAUGGAAAGGCAGGGAGAAGUAUGCCGCCGGCGAGAUAAGUAGAGAGGAGUUCAUCGAUUACGUGUCCCGAGGAGCACCAUCCGUAGGACAUUGCAACACAAUGGGAACCGCCUCGACCAUGAACGCACUUGCCGAGGCCCUGGGGAUGGCGUUGCCGGGGUCAGCGGCCAUUCCUGCCCCGUACCGCGAACGAGGACAAUGCGCCUAUGACACAGGCUUGCAGAUCGUUGAGAUGGUGCAUGCCGAUCGAAAACCUAGCGAUAUCAUGACUCGCGAGGCCUUUGAAAAUGCCAUCGUCGUGAACACCGCCAUCGGUGGCAGCACCAACGCUCCAAUCCAUAUUGGCGCCAUCGCAAAGCAUAUUGGGGUGGACCUUUCGCUAGAUGACUGGGAUCGCCUGGGUUUCCACAUCCCUCUUUUGGUGAACAUGCAGCCAGCUGGAGAGCUACUGGGCGAGGAAUACUACCGCGCCGGCGGCUUGCCAGCCGUCAUGGCCGAGCUGCUGGACGCGGGCAAACUACACGCCGAAAUUCUAACGUGUAAUGGCCGCACCGUAAAGGAAAACGUUCAAGGAAAGCACACGUGGGACCGCCGCAUGAUCAGAGCCUACAACGACCCGCUCAUGAAAGACGCCGGCUUCUUACACCUCCAGGGCACCCUGUUCAACUCCGCCAUCAUGAAAACAUGCGUGAUAUCAACAGAGUUCAGGCAGAAAUUCCUCGAAAACCCGGACGAUCCGAACGCGUUCGAAGGCGCGGUGAUCGUCUUCGACGGGCCGGAGGAUUAUCACCAUCGCCUUGAAGAUCCCAAUACGCCUAUCGACGAUAGGACUAUCCUCAUCAUGCGCGGUGCGGGACCCCUGGGGUAUCCGGGCGCGGCAGAAGUCGUCAAUAUGCAUCCUCCCGGACGCCUUCUACGGCAAGGUGUCCACUCGCUUCCUUGUAUCGGCGAUGGUCGACAGUCUGGCACGUCCGGCUCGCCGUCGAUCCUGAAUGCCUCUCCUGAAGCGGCGGCUGGUGGCAAUCUGGCUCUUCUUCGAGACGGGGACAGACUCCGUGUUGACCUUAACAAACGGCGCGUCGACAUCCUUGUACCCGCGGAGGAACUGGAGAAACGGAAGAAGGAGCUGGAGGCCAAUGGCGGGUACGCUGUCCCUGAGAGCCAGACUCCCUGGCAGGAUCUGUUCAGGAGGGAAGCGACGCAACUGAGCGAGGGGAUGGUCCUCCGCGAGGCAGUCAAGUAUCAACGACUAGCCCAGCGAUUCGAGGAGCCCAGACACAAUCACUGA